This is a messenger RNA of Patiria miniata (bat star), 1037 nucleotides long. RefSeq lists its product as uncharacterized. The transcript is spliced from 4 exons. Bases 86 to 967 code for a protein of 293 amino acids. The record is from RefSeq and is a predicted model, not a curated record. NCBI's taxonomy places the organism in Eukaryota, Metazoa, Echinodermata, Asteroidea, Valvatida, Asterinidae.
GGGUCAGAUAGGUGUUGCUGAUCUAAACGUUGUUUAACGGUGUGCUUCAAACGAGCCGCUAUACGAACGAACUAAGACUCACUGCAUGCUCUGGGAAUAUACGAAAAUGCGUCGAUCCUUCAUUCAUUGGGCUUUGCUGAUACUACUAGAAAUUGCUGAAGUGCUUGUGUCAUGCCAUCAAGUCUGUUUCAUCGGCCGGGAGUACAGCCCACAAUCUGGUAUCCCACUCCGUUGGUUCUUACCGAACAAAGAUCCGUGCGAAUGCACCGCUAUGCGUCUGGGCGGGAUGCGCAUCCCUGCCUCGUCGUACCGCCAAGGAGCGCCUCGGUAUCUGGAGCAGCUGAUCGUCAGUGAGGACCCUGCUGAAAUACAGACAUUCUUCACUUGUAAAGGCAUUUCAGCGGUGGAAAAGAUAACAACGGACACCUCUACAGUGAUUCAAAGGUUCACACCGGACACCUCCACAGUGGUUGAGAGGUUCACAACGGACACCUCCACAGUGGUUGAGAGGUUCACAACGGACACCUCUACAGUGGUUGAGAGGUUCACAACGGACACCUCUACAGUGGUUGAGAGGUUCACAACGGACACCGCUUCAGGUCCAAUUCGAUACCCUGCACAAGGCAAUUUCAACUCCCCAGUUAAGAAGUUGGAGUUUCACAUUGAAUCUUCGGACACCUCUUACAUGAAGUUCUACGGUGAAACUGGGAAGCUGCUCUUCGAACUUAGGCUGGCCACAUAUCACACCCAAAUUAGUAAGCCAUUUGCUUCUUCGGACCACAUUCAGGAUGCCAUUCCUGGAAACUUCUGGGUAAUUUUCGAUGACACCAACGAUGCUGUAAUUGUGGGAAAAGAAGGAGCCGUGGAAACUGCGACAAUACGCUACGUUGGCAACCCGGGCGUUUUCAGCAUACAGAUAUCUUCUGAAACAUCUGCUGACUGGGAUAUUAACUUUCCAACUAAUUAGCAAUUAAAAAAAGAAAUCGGUGAUCACUGAUGUUAUUAAUUGAUAAAGGAACAACCAAAUUUAUCAUCAA